GUGACUCACUCUGUAGCUAAGUUAACCUAUACAAGUUCAAGGUUUAUUUUGGUUGUUUAAAUAAUUACUGUGGUUUGUUAUGAAAACCUGAUCAUAAUUUAUAUUAAAGUACAAUGCAUGAAGCGUAUCAAGUCUCCCAAUUACUCAAAUUAACUGUCCAAAUUGAGUCUAUAACGGCCUACGAUGAAAAUUUGCUUGUUGGAACACGACAAGGGCACCUGUUUAUGUAUAGAGUUGUCUCUACCUCUGAUGACAAAUACGACGUAGAAUUAAUGAGGUAUAAUAAAACCUUCAGCAAAAAGCCAAUACAGCAGCUCGAUGUUAUUCCUGAACAACAUUUGCUAGUCAGUUUAAUUGAUAACGUUAUACAGGUUCACGACAUCAAUGGAAGUCAAUUUCCAAUUGUGCACCAAGCGACUGGCACCAAGGGUGCUAAUAUUUUUACAAUUGAUUCACAGAUCAAGACGUCUAUGACUGGCGAGAAAAGCUUGUUCGCACGAUUGUGUGUUGCAGUGAAAAGGAAGUUGCAACUUUACUACUGGAAAAAUAACGAAUUUUUGAAAUUAAUUGAUGACAUUUCUUUAAAUGAUGUUCCCCGUGCGCUUGGAUGGUGUCAAGAGACUUUGUGUGUGGGGUUUCGUGGGGAGUACUCUCUUUUUGAGUUAUCGGGAGAAAAACAAGAUCUCUUUCCAACAAGCAGCAGUAAAUCCAUCGAUCCGUGCAUAAUGAAAGUAUCUGAUACUAUUUUUGCAUUGGGCCGAGAAACACAGACGGUUCUUGUUAAUGUUAAAGGUGAUGCCGAAAAGACGAAAGCGUUACGUUGGUCUGACAUACCGAUCGCGAUGUCGUGGGAUGAACCGUACACGAUCGGAGUACUUCCUGAAUCCAUUGAGGUCCAAACUUUUGAACCGGGUGGAUUGGUGCAAAUCUUGGAUAAUUUACCGAAAGCUCGACUGGUGUCGCAUUGCAAACAGGGGUUGGUUUAUAUUGCUUCAGUUAGUCAAGUGUGGUGUCUUCAUGGCGUUGAUAUAUCGAAACAACGUGAAAUGCUUCUGAAGGAUAAACAGUUUCAGUUAGCACUCACACUAACGAAAGUUUCUAAUGAAACGGAAGAGGAUAAAUGCGAAAAAAUUCACCAAAUUCAAACACUGUUAGCUUACGACUUGUUCGCGAAUAAAGAGUUUACGAAGAGCAUGAAGGAAUUUCUAAAGCUCGACACGGAUCCGUAUGAUGUAAUUCGUUUGUUCCCCGAUUUGCUGCCCCAACAAACUGGCGUUCCGGAAACGCAGGAUGUGUCCGAAAAACUUACCGAGCGCGAAUUGGAAGACGGUCUUUUAGCUCUAAUUGAAUACUUGACGGAAGUGCGUCAUAAAUUGCAGAACGAACCCAAAGUACCGAACGUUAACGCCAGCGGUAAUUUAAACGAGAAAGCGAACUGUAGUAAAUCGACUCAGCAGCUAUUGCAAAUAAUAGACACCACCCUACUGAAGUGUUACCUCCAAACGAAUGACGCCUUGGUGGCGCCCUUACUGAGAUUAAAUCAUUGCCAUCUUGCUGAGACUGAGCGCACUUUAAAGAAGCAUGGAAAAUUGAACGAAUUAAUCAUCCUUUACCAAACGAAAGGGCAACAUCGACGUGCGCUCGAGCUGCUGCAACGGGAAAAAACUGUCGACAAAACCGUUACAUACCUACAGCAACUCGGCGCCGACAAUAUGGGCCUAAUAUUGGAGUUUUCAGAUUGGGUACUCAAAGAAUCUCCGGAGGAUGGGCUCAAAAUCUUUACAGAGGACUUGGUGGAGGUGGAGACUUUGCCUCGGCCGCGUGUUUUGGAUUGCCUAUUAAGAUCGCAUCCGUCGUUAGUCAUUCCGUAUUUGGAACACGUAGUUUUAACGUGGUGCGAUAAGAAUCCCUUAUUUCACAAUGCCCUCGUGCAUCAGUAUCGCGAGCAAGCUAUGGCUGAUGAUCCCAUAGCACUCCGUGUACAAAAGAAAUUGCUGGAUUUUCUCGAAACCUCCCAGUAUUAUACGCCUGAUACUGUUUUAAUACAUUUUCCUUUGGAUAAGUUGCUGGAAGAAAGAGCUGUGAUUUUAGGGAGGCUCGGUAAGCACGAGCAAGCGUUGUUUAUUUAUGUGCGUGUUUUGGGAGAUGUUACACGUGCCGUUUCUUACUGUGGCAAAGUGUUUGAAUCGUCCGCAAAGAAUGUGGGAGAGGAGGUGUAUGUUUCUUUAAUAAAAUUGAUACUCGAUCCUAAUUCGGCACCCAACUCAUUCCCCCAGACCUGCCUUUCACCGGUUACGGCUCAACCUAACUUAGAACAAGCAUUACAGUUGCUCGAGGAGUUUGGUUCCAGAGUCAAUCCGUUAUCAGUGUUAGCUGUAAUUCCUGAUUCUGUGCAUAUUUCCAGGAUAUACAAGUUCCUACAAAUGGCACUUCAUAAGGCAGUCGAGGAUCGUAGACAUGUGCAAUUACUGAAGGGAUUACUCUACGCCGAAUAUUUACAAUGUCUUGAGGCCAGGUUACAUUUGCAAAGUCAAAGUGUACACAUCACCGACUUGAAUGUAUGCCCAGUUUGUAAAAAGAGAUUUGGUAAUCAAAGUGCAUUUGUUCGUUAUCCUAAUGGUGAAGUUGUUCAUUAUUCUUGUCAAGACCGAAAAUUGUGAUGUCAUUUUUUACCAAAUAUAUCAACGCUUUUAUCUGUCUAGCUAGAUAAUACCUAAUUGUUAUUACAUAUAUUAUACUGAAUAAUAGGGUGUCAUUGA
Molecule: messenger RNA, 2759 nt
Organism: Photinus pyralis (common eastern firefly)
Lineage: Eukaryota; Metazoa; Arthropoda; Insecta; Coleoptera; Lampyridae
Gene: Vps39
Product: vam6/Vps39-like protein
Exons: 11
Coding region: 114-2660 (848 amino acids)
Biological process (GO): vesicle-mediated transport; intracellular protein transport; autophagy
Cellular component (GO): membrane; cytoplasm
Molecular function (GO): protein binding
Source: RefSeq, a predicted model, not a curated record